AUGAGUCAUAAUCAAACUGGUAUAGACAAUUUUAAAGAAAAACCAGAAAAAAGGAUUCAACAGUUGUUGAUGUUAAGUUCAAAAAUCGAGUUGAACACAAGUAUAGCAGCUAGAAAAUAUUACCGAUCUGGGCGAGAGAUGAUCAGUAUGGCUGAUGUGUAUACUAAAGAAAACAAUUUGGAACAAGCGUAUAUUCUUUACAUGAGAUUUAUGACAUUAUUUUUGGAAACUAUAAAUGAACAUCCAGAUUACAAAAAUGUACCAAUUGAAGAACGUAAUUUAAAUUAUCGGGCACUCCGUGAUGUCCUUCCAAAAACAGAAAAUAUAAAAGCUAAAUUAUUAGAACAAUAUAGUACAGAAUAUGAGUUGUAUCAAGAGCAAAAAGCAUUAGAAGAAUUUAAAGAAAAACGUGAACAAAAAGUAUUAAAUAUAGAACAGAGUAAUACACCACCUAGUAAAAAUGUCGCUCAAGAACAUUUAAACUCAAUCUUAGAUAAUUCCAAAGUACCUGAAUUAAAUACUCCUACAUCAUUUGAAUUAAGACAACCAGAUCACAAUUUAAUCAAUUUUACUGAAUUGAAUGAUAAUACUUUAACUUCAAAUAUGCCUACAUAUUCAAAUUCAAAAAUACAAUUCAAUCAACAUAAGCCUAUUGUUGAUAGAAGUACCAAACCAAUGUUGAACAAGAACACUUCAAAUCCAUAUAAUCUUCGCCAAAUAAUAGUCCCAGGCAAUUUAACUAGAAGAUUCCUAGAACAAGCACAACGUAAUACAUCUAAUAAUUUGGAGACUUGUGGUAUAUUAGCAGGAAAAUUGAGUUCUAACUGUUUAAUCGUGACUCAUUUGAUGAUUCCAAAACAAAGUGGUACAUCAGAUUCAUGUACCACGAUGAAUGAAGAAGAUAUUUUUGAAUUUCAAGAUAAGCAAGAUCUCAUCACCUUAGGAUGGAUACAUACUCAUCCAUCACAAACCUCAUUUAUGUCAAGUGUAGACUUGCAUACGCAUUAUUCAUAUCAAUUAAUGAUGCCAGAAGCUAUUGCAAUUGUUUGUGCGCCUAAAUAUAAUGAAUCAAAUUUCUUCUUUUUGACGCCUUAUCAUGGCUUACAAGUUAUAGCUGAUUGCAAAUUUUUCAGUGGUUUCCACACACAUGACACAGAGGGUGAUAUUUAUGCCAUUGCUGAACAUUAUGUAUUGGAUGAAAACCUGCUGGUCAAUGUGGUUGAUUUUAGAUAG
Molecule: messenger RNA, 1233 nt
Organism: Macrosiphum euphorbiae (potato aphid)
Lineage: Eukaryota; Metazoa; Arthropoda; Insecta; Hemiptera; Aphididae
Source: the annotation of a GenBank genome assembly